Ciona intestinalis (vase tunicate) is the source of this 749-nucleotide messenger RNA. The record is from RefSeq and is a predicted model, not a curated record. NCBI's taxonomy places the organism in Eukaryota, Metazoa, Chordata, Ascidiacea, Phlebobranchia, Cionidae.
AUUUAAUAAUUUAUUUAAUUUAAAUUAAAAUAACAUAAGUUUCAUGAUAUCUAUGUUUAACCGCUUGAAAUAUGUUUGCGGUGAUCACGUGACUGUCCUUCCUUUUCACGUCUGGUUUCAACAUCCAGGCCUCACGAUGUUCAGCGCAGGAGCGAAAAUCAUGAAAUCUGGGAAUGAAAGACCCGACGACUUUGAAUCUUCGAUUUCUCAAGCGAUUUUGGAGUUGGAAAGUAACAGCGACCUAAAGUCUCACUUACGUGAACUUUAUAUAACAGCGGCUAAGGAGGUAGACGUUGGUGGUGGAAGGAAAGCCGCUGUCAUCUUCGUUCCGGUUCCACAACUUCGGCAAUUCCAGAAGAUCCAGGUUCGCCUGGUGAGGGAGCUAGAGAAGAAGUUUAGCGGCAAACAUGUGAUUUUUAUCGCGCAGAGAAGAAUUUUGCCGAAGCCGACUCGUAAAACUAAGAGUAAAAGCAAGCAACGACGACCCAGGAGCCGAACACUGACCACCGUCCACGAGAAUAUUUUGGAAGAUUUAGUUUUCCCUUCCGAGAUUGUUGGAAAACGAAUCCGAAUAAAGCUCGACGCCUCCCGUGCGAUACACGUCCAUCUUGAUAAGUCACAACAAACUAAUGUUGAGCACAAGAUUGAUACGUUUUCCGCUGUUUACAAGAAGUUGACCGGAAAAGAUGUUCAUUUUGAAUUCCCGGGUGGCAUUUAAACUUGGGAAGAAAUAAAGUUAACAUCUAUAA